UUUAGUUCCUCCUUCCUUUCCGUUUCCAUUUAGCCAUUUUGUUUGUGGAAUAAAAUAAAGUUCAUUCUUCGAGAAAUCUCUCCGCUUGCCAGCCGUUUACUCGGAUCGAUCGAACGUCUUUGCUGGCACAAGCUUGGAAAUUCUGCCAACUCACUGAUUUAAAAAGUGUUAUAUUAGUCUUUCAAAUUAACUUAAUCCCUUUACAUAAAGAGGAUGGUAUUGAAAUAUUACAUCAAAACAAAAUAAUGUAGGAUUCUAAAUGAUAUAAUUAAGUAUCAAAUACAUAGUAAUACUAUUCAAUAAUUUAUUAUUGAUCACACUGGUGAUUUACAGACUAUCAUAUGAUAUAUGUUCAAUAAAUAGUGUAAUUUCAUAUAAACGAACAAUAACUAGUAAAUAAGUGUUUCUACGUGCAAGAAAAUUGUUAGAUUGUUGCAAUGAUAAGACGCCAUGUUGUAUGUGGAGCCUAAGGCGUGGCAUUCCUACACCAUUGUGCAAUCGUCUGUCGUGUUAUUUGUCGAAGUAAUUUAAAGUAUAAUAAUGCCACGUAUUGACCCUGUUCAAUUAUUAAAUUGUUUGGGCGUACUCCUGUCGCCUAGCGGUGGGAUCAAGUCCAGGGAUGAGGUCCAGAGGCUCGCUAGCCUAAUGACAAAAUUUUCGAAGAAAUUGGUAUCUAAAUGUAUUUAUAUACAAAUAUUGAAGUGUACAGAAACUGAAUUACUCGGUUUAUUCAUGGGAUCUGGGGGCUGGGUUUUAGUACACAUGUGGCUUACAGAAAGUAUAGUAGCCAAAAAUUGGCCCCUUGUAAAAGAGUUGCUGGAGUUGUUAUUAUUAUGCCCUGUUGACAUCGAUCGUUUGAAGACCAAUAACUGCCCGAAACUUGUGAAGGAGCUGUCUAAAGACGACAAUCAUUUUGCUAUCAGAGCCUUAGCAUCAAAAUUGGUAGAACAGUGGUUAAAAACCGUAAAGGGUGAACAAGUCGUUCCAGUAAAACUUUCGGAAAUAUCUAAAAUAAUAUCAGAAGCGCAAAAUGACGUCGAUGGCUUAACUAAUUCAGAAGCAAGUUUAGAAUACAAAAAUAAUGACACUUAUAAUGACAUUAAAGCUAUAAAAGAAGAAAUCAAAUCAGAUAAAACGUAUAGUGAUGUUGAUACAGAUAAAAAUCUAAACCACUCUAUUAAAAAUGAAGUAGACGACGAGCCUGAAACAUUACCAGUAUUAAAAAUUAGUUUAAAAGAUGGAAAGCAAGUCAUAUCGCAAGUUGAUGACGACAAUGAAAGUAAAAUUUCGUCCGAUACUGAAAAGUCAAAAGAUAAAAAAAGAAAUAAGGAUAGAUCUGAUGAUAAAAGUAGUAGUACAGUUUCUAAAUCGAGCAGCUCUUCUAAACAUUCAAGUAGGUCACAUUCGAGUGAUAAACAUAAAAGCCAUAAAUCUAGUUCUAGCCGACAUAAUAGUAGUAGUAGUAGUAAUAAUAAAGAUAGAUCAAGGGAUAAAGAAAGACAUUCGUCUCAUAACAGUUCUAGAUCAAAAAGCGACAGUAGUAAAAAAUCUAGCGAUAAGUCAUCGUCUUCCAGUAGCAAAUCUAAAGAUGAACGUAGUUCCCGAUCGUCUACCGACAAGAGUAAAGAAAAAGGAAAAGACGAUAAAAGUGAGAAAAAUAAGGACAACUCCCUUAAUAAGUCAUCUGAUAAGCAAGAUGAUAAAACACCCUCUGUUCACAAAUUAGGUAAAAUACCUAAAUUAAGUGAUGCUAAAAAAGAAAAGCCUUCCAUAUCCAUAGAAGUGAGAAAACCAGAUGAACCUAAGCCGAAAACUGUGAAAACAUUUAAUUCCAAGUUUAGGAAACAUGGAUUAGAAGAGGAGGUCAAGCCGCCACCAUCACGCGCAGCAGUAUUAACAAAGAAGUCCACGCCCGUUUUGCCGCCUACCGUAUCAAUACCAAAGAGACCAUCUCCAGUUCACAAUGAGUCACCUCCAGAAAAGAAACCAAAAACUAUAGAACCUAUUGAAAAACCAGGCUCUAUCAAACUAAUUCCUCCUAAGCCUAAACGUAAGUAUUUUACUAUAUUCGAUAUGCUUCAUAUAUUUUUAAUGAUUUGUUUUUUUCCAGAUUUACAUUGGUGGUGGCAAGCCCAAGCCCUUCCAAUAGUGUCAUCAAGUGUUUUCAAAUGUUUAGGUCGCAUAAUUUUCAGUGCUGUUAUGUUGUUGGAAAGUGAUAUGUUUAUGGAUGCAUUAAAUGCAUCAGCGACAAAUAAAAGAGAUCCAAAGAAGAGGAAACGGCGGACAAGCGGAUCCAAAGAUGGUACUUCUGGUCCCGAUGGUUCGCCUCCGCAAACACCAACUAGUGUAAGCAGUCCGACUAGUGAAAGUAAGUCCGUGCCACCAAGAUUCUACCAAGACACUCUUGAGACGGAGGAAAAUAAAGAAAAGGCAGACAAAACAGAUAUUGAAAACGCCGAAGAAAAUGUCGAUAAAAAGGAGAAUGAGGAGGACAUGGACACAUCAGAACCUCAUACUUUAACGAUCAAUGGUCUAAAGGGAGUCCUCUGCUAUCACAAAAGGAAGGGCCCCAAGAAAAGUAUAAAAUGGAAACCAGAUUCGGAACUCGAAGAAAUUCAAUACUUCGAACUUGACGAAACUGAACGAGUCAAUGUUACGAAGACAUUCACUGACAUGAAAUAUUUGGAAAGAAUUCAUGAACGAGACGCAUUUCAGAAAGGAAGAAAUCUCAGUAAUGAUGACGUCAUGGAAGAAAAAACUACUUGGAAGCCCCCACGACCAAUUCAAGUUGAAGGACAAGUACAAGUUGAACAUGGCAAGAACAGUAAAGAAAAAGAAAUCCAAGCAAUGCGACAAAAGGGAACAUUGCAACCUCUUUAUUUCUCUAAAUCCAUGAUACCUGAUUCUGCGCUGGAACCAGAUCCGGAAACACAUCCCUACACGGAACCUACAAUUAUACCACUAGACGAUGUAACAGGCAAUCAAGACAAUAUAAGCGAUUUUAGAAAUAUGCCUUGGCCAGAACCUAAAGGAAAUGCACCCCCGGCAUCAGCUAACAUGAAUGUUCCUAAUAUGUUCCCACCAAACAUGAAUCAAUUUCCUAAUGGUUUUCCAAAUCCACAAUUUCCGGGUGUGCCAGGCUUUCAAGGAGGUAAUAUAGUUCCUACUGAAUGGCCAGCUGGAGUCCCACCCCAUAUAAUGGCUAAUGGUAUGCCGGGACCCAUACCUCCUGGCGCUAUUCCACCCGGUAACAUGCCCCCGGGUAUGAUGAUGCCUCCCGAAAAUAUGAUGAUGGGUCCAGACAUGUUUGGAGGACCAAAUCCAAUGUUUCCAGGCCCCCCAGAGGGAUUUAAUAUGCAGCAAAAUAUGUUUCCGAUGGAUUUCAAUAUGUCGGGUCCACAAGGGCCUCCACCUUCCGGACCAGACGGAUUUCCUGGUAUGGCAAAUUUCCGAGGUGCCAUGCGAGGGCGUGGCGCUGGCGGCCAUUGGCGAGGUAAUAAAAACCCUGGAAAUUGGGAGGGUCCUCAGCGCGGUAGAGGUGGUGCACGUGGUGGCCGUAAAGCGGUUUGCAUAUAUUUUCAACGAAAAGGGUCUUGUCGACAAGGUGAUAAUUGUACAUUUUUACAUCCCGGUGUAAAUUGCCCGUUUUAAGAGGUAAACAUUGUAUUGUGAAAAAAUACAUAAUUAAGUCAUUUAUUAUAGGUUCCCUUGGGCUGUGUUUAUGCGAUUGUGGCAAGUUACACAAGCUUGUAAACACAGGCUAUUAAUAUUUAGAGUUAGACACUCAAAAAGACUGCUUAAUGUAAAUAAGUUUAAGGAAUAUGGUUUAAAACAUGUAAAUAUGUAAAAAAAUAUGUUUAAGCGUUUAUACAAAAUAUAAAUUUAUUAAUUAA
This is a messenger RNA of Spodoptera exigua (beet armyworm), 3893 nucleotides long. NCBI's taxonomy places the organism in Eukaryota, Metazoa, Arthropoda, Insecta, Lepidoptera, Noctuidae. The record is from the annotation of a GenBank genome assembly.